Messenger RNA from Ananas comosus (pineapple), 2676 nucleotides. RefSeq lists its product as uncharacterized. The coding region runs from base 1 to 2676 and encodes 891 amino acids. NCBI's taxonomy places the organism in Eukaryota, Viridiplantae, Streptophyta, Magnoliopsida, Poales, Bromeliaceae. The transcript has a single exon. The record is from RefSeq and is a predicted model, not a curated record.
AUGAACGAAGAAGGUGACAGUGCAUGGUUAGUAUACGAAUCUCCCUCCCAAAAUCAAGAAUUAAAAAGAAUGGAAACCCGUAUCUUGGAAGUAGGAAAUGACGUAAAGAGGUUGCAGCUAGACGUCCAUUCUUUAAAGUUAAAUCUAGACUGUGUAGCUGUUGCAGUGAAAAAUAUGAGCUCUCAAACAAAGAUGAUAAUAGAUAUGCUUCGCUCUCAAGUAGGCGAGAGCUCAAAGAAAACUCGAAACGAGACUUGUAGGGCAGUCGACAUCAAUACUGAUUCGGAGAAUGAUGAAGGAGAUGCCCUACAAAUAAAAUUAAGAUCUGGAAAAGUGCUACCAGAAAGGCAAGAGCCAGUUCAAAAGGAAAGAAAUAGAGAAGCUCUAGUCAACAAAGAACUUCCAACUUCUUCAAAUCAAGCAAAGCUGACAAGAAUAGAGUAUAAUGUACUCUCUCAUUUACGAAAAGUACCAGCACUUCUGAGUGUUUAUGACGCCCUCAUGAUGUCUAAAGAACUCAGAGAAGUGUUGAUUUAUGCUCUCCAAAAUCCUGAGCCCUUCCACGCAUAUUUCGCCGAGACAAGCAUGAAGGAGGCGUUAUACCUCGUCCACACCGCCAAUAUCACCUUUACAGAAAAGGAUUUAUUAAUGGGGACAACGCAUCAUAAUCGACCGUUAUAUGUGACCGGCACAAGUGACGGAGAAAAGAUGAACCGCAUUUUAAUUGACCCUGGAUCUUCUGUGAACUUAAUGACUUUAAGAACCUUAAAGAGUCUGGCAAUGGAUGUUGGCUAUUUAAACUCAGAAAAAGUCGUAAUUCAAGGGUUCAACCAACACAGUCAAAAGGCCCUCGGAUCUAUUACCCUCCCGAUAAGGUUUGGGAAGUUGCAAACUGAGGCAAAAUUUUAUGUUAUCAAUGCAGAUACUUCCUAUAAGGCAUUGUUAGGAAGGCCUUGGUUGCAUAAAUAUCACAUAGUUCCGUCUACCCUUCAUCAAUGCCUAAAAUAUAUAAAAGAUGGGGAGGAAUAUAGAAUUGAUGGUGAUAUUCGGCCAUUUGGAGUUCAUGAAAUUCGAUAUGAAGAUGCAAGAUAUUUUAUAGAAUUAGAAGAUACAAAAGAAAAUCGUAACAUAUCGAGAGAACAAUCCUCUAAAGAGAAGAAACUUGUAGACGAAAUCAAAAAGGAGUCAACGGUGCCGCAUUUCGGAAGCGACUCGGAUAGCUCCGAUCUCGAUGAAGAUGAAUUAUGUUGGGCUAUGAAGCUUCUUUCAAACAAUUGGAAUACCCCCGAAGUUGAAAACUCAUCAGAAGACGAACAUCACUUUACAGCUUAUGUCAGGGCCGAUAGAAUGAUUGCAAAAGCCUCUGACCUGGUGGAAGAUACAUUAACAAUUCUCAAGGUUCCUGAAGAAUACCACAGACUUAUUCCUGCAAGACAGGUUUCUGUUGUAGACCAUUUAAAAACUUUCUUUGUCCCACCAAAGAUAGAAGAUGUUGAAGGAAGGAGAACAGUAAAAAGAGGAAUCCUUUUUUAUAAAUCAGACGAUAAAAAAUCCACUGAUGUUAUCAGAUCGGAGGAUUAUGAUGAUGAUAUAUACGAGGAUAUAGAAAUUCCAAAUUAUUUUUCAGCUAGCUUGAUAAAGAUGAUACACAAAUUAGGUUGUCCCACAAGGAGGUCUUGGGCCAAUCACAAAUUCUUCCAACGAAUGUGGAAUCCACCGCAAAGAAGAUCCAUACUCCCAAAUGACAAAUCUAGCAAUACCAGAGGCUUAGGAUAUUACAGAAGUUUCGCUUAUCAAGAUAUCUAUACCUGUAAUAUGAUCAAUGCAAAUGAGGAUAUCACUGAACAUUUGGUCGAUGAACAAAAAUCUCUUGAACCAAAAGAUGCACCUCAAGAGCUUGAAGAUGGGGGACAAGCAACUGUAGAUGAACUUCUCGAGAUAAAUUUAGGGACGGAAGAAGACCCCAGACCCACUUAUAUAAGUGCACUGCUUCCAGAAGAAGAACAAGAGAAGCUAAAGACAUUGCUGAUAGAAUUUAAAGAUUGCUUUGCAUGGAGUUAUAAAGAAAUGUCGGGCCUUAAUCCAGAAGUGGCUGUUCACAAGCUAGCUAUAGAUUCUCAAGCUCAUCCAGUGAAACAAGCUCCUAGGAGGAUGAGGGUGGAUCUCGAAGAGCAAAUAAUUACGGAAACCAAAAAGCUCAUUGAGGCAGGCUUUAUAAGGGAAGAGAAAUAUGCUAACUGGAUCGCUAGUAUUGUCCCGGUCAAGAAAAAGAAUGGCCAAAUUCGUAUAUGCGUCGAUUUUCGGGAUUUAAAUAAAGCUUGUCCAAAAGAUGAUUUUCCGCUACCAAUAACGGAACUGAUGAUUGACAAUACCUCGAGUUGCGAGCUAUUCUCGUUUAUGGAUGGCUCCUCAGGAUAUAAUCAAAUCAAGAUGUCGCCAGAAGACGAAAAACACACCGCAUUCAGAACCCCUAUUGGGAUAUAUUGUUAUAAAGUUAUGCCUUUCGGUCUCAAAAAUGCCGGAGCUACAUAUCAGCGGGCAAUGACUAGAAUAUUCGCUGAUUUGCUUCACAAGACAGUGGAAUGCUAUGUCGAUGAUUUGGUUGUGAAAACAAAGAACAAGAAAAAUCACUUCCAAGAUCUAACCACUGUCUUCACCCGAUUGAGAGAAUAUUAG